This is a messenger RNA of Homalodisca vitripennis (glassy-winged sharpshooter), 6696 nucleotides long. RefSeq names its product spectrin beta chain-like. Gene Ontology annotation, molecular function: actin filament binding. Gene Ontology annotation, biological process: actin cytoskeleton organization. Gene Ontology annotation, cellular component: cell projection; plasma membrane; cortical actin cytoskeleton. The record is from RefSeq and is a predicted model, not a curated record. Lineage: Eukaryota; Metazoa; Arthropoda; Insecta; Hemiptera; Cicadellidae.
AGUGUUCUGCGAGAAGGGUACCUCAAAGAGAUGAUACAAGUGCUGUCUGAUCCUCGCUAUGGCAGCAGUCUGGCUCAGGUCGAUGCCACAGUCAAGAAACACGAGGCUAUCAGUGCGGACAUAUUGGCAAGGGAAGAACGUUUCCAUGACCUGAAGAAUAUGUGUGAGGAGUUAGUGCGGGAGAACUACCAUGGGUGUGAGCGAGUGCAGACUAAAGAGCGGGAGGUGACCCAGCGCUGGCAGGACCUGCUCCAACUGUUGGACCGCCAUCGUGUCAACCUUGGGAUGCUUUGUACACUCAUGUCAAUGCUGCGAGAGAUAGACACCGUUAUGACCACCAUCACAGAUCUUGAGGUGGACUUCCAGUCUGGUGAUGUGGCAGGCUGUGGCCACCUGCUUGGAGUGGAGGAACUGCUACAGAAGCACAGUCUGUUGGAGCUGCAGGUGACUGUGGCGAUGGGGGAGAGUGUGCGCAGACUGUCACGUCAAGGCCAGCAGUAUGUGGCGGCUGGACACCGGGAGGCCCCGCUCUUAGAGACCCGCCUCCAGCAACUCAACACUGCUUACACCAAGUUGGUGGAGAGUAGCAAGGAGCGGCGAGCCAGGCUGGAGGAGGCCCGCAAGUACUUCCAGUUUGUACAGGACCACGAGGAUGAGGAGGGCUGGCUAGUGGAAAAGCAAAGAAUCUGCAAGACUGGGAUUUCUGCCAAAGAUCUUCGAGCUGUUGUUAGUCUGCAGCAGAAACAUAAGGUUCUAGUUGAUGAAAUGAAGGUGCGGAGGCCAAAGUGUGACAAGCUGUGCGAGGCUGGGAACUGUCUGGUUGCCGAGAAUCACAACAAGUCAGAUGACAUCAAGACUCGCAUCAAUAGUCUCAAGGAGCAGUGGCAGAUUCUCAACGAUCUUGUUGCUUCAAGGAAAAAACAACUGGAUGAUGCUGCUGAAGCUUUCCAGUAUUAUACAGACGCCAAUGAAGCAGAAUCGUGGUUGAACGAGCGCAUGGCUCUGCUGACGUCGAGUGACUAUGGAGAGGAUGAGCCGAGUGCACAGUCACUGCUGCAAAGACACCGAGACCUUCAGGGUGAGCUGCGAGCAUAUAGUGGAGACAUACAGAGCCUCAACACUCAGGCUGAGACAUUGAUCAAGGCCGGAAUCUCAACACUGGAGUUGUCUCAAGAGCCGGAGGUGGUUGAAGAGAUGGAAACGAGAGAGGAGUGGGUGAAGGAAGCUCGUCUAGUGCCACAGGAGGUGUGGGAGGAAGAGCCGGUUGAGAGGAUAGAAUACCGAACUGUCAUGGAGGAGAAGGCAGUACCACAAGUCAAGAGUCUUUACCCAUUCAGUGGGCAGGGCAUGGUGAUGGCUAAGGGCGAGGUAAUGUUCUUACUGAGCAAGACCAACCCAGACUGGUGGAGUGUACGGAAAGCUAAUGGUCAAGAUGGCUUUGUUCCCGCAAAUUAUGUUCGUGAAAUAGAACCCAAAAUCAUGCAAAUUCCAGUGAGAAAGGCAGAAAAAGUACGAGGCGUUCAAAGAAUUCAAAAGACUAAGAUGGUUAAGCAAAUGGUUCCUGUGAAGAAAACUAUUCAAACUAAAGUAACAGGUAAACCUACCAAAAGAAAGUCAGCUGAAGAUGAUAAUCAGAAUGUUGAAAAGAGACAGAAGAAAAUAAACAACACAUACACCCAUCUUCUAGAACUAGCUGAGCAAAGACAUGCUCUGCUUGAAGAUUCCAUCAGGCUGUUUGGAUUUUACCGUGAAUGUGAUGAUUUUGAAAAGUGGAUCAAAGACAAGGAGAAAAUGCUGCGAACAGAAGAUAGAGCAGAUAGUGUUGAAACAGCAAAGAGAAAGUAUGAGAAAUUCCUGACAGACUUGUCAGCAAGUGGCAAGCGUAUUGAAGCCUUGGACUCAGCCGUUGAAGAAUUUGUGAAGCAAGGUCACAGCCAGUUAGAUAAAGUACGGGCAAGACAGAAACAAAUACAUCAGAUGUGGAACCAUCUCAAUUGGCUGAAAGCUCAGAAAGAACGUAGCCUGGAAGGAGCAUCAAGUGUGGAGCUGUUUCAUCGCACUUGUGAUGAGGCCCGAGACUGGAUGCUGGAGAAGAUGACGCAGCUGGACACGGCAGAGCUGGGACCUGACCUCAAGACGGUGCAGGCGCUGCAGAGGCGACAUCAACAGCUGGAGAGGGAGUUGGCACCUGUUGAAGAAAAGGUCAAUCGAGUCAAUCUGCUGGCCAACUCAGUUAAGUCAUCAUAUCCAAAUGAGAAAGCAAAUGUGAAUGCUCGUCAAAACGAAAUUCAGGAACUUUGGGGAAAAGUAAAGGCAAAAGCAGUGGAAAGGAGAUCAAGGCUGGAGAAUGCUGUUGGACAACAAGUUUUCAUGAACAGCACGAAAAAUUUGUUAAACUGGAUAGCAACUGUCAAAGAAGCACUGAAUGCAGAUGAGAACGCAAGAGAUGUUGUAACUGCAGAGAACUUGCUUAAGAAUCACCAAGAUCUUGGAGAUGACAUUCGAGCUCAUGAUGAUGAAUUGAGAGAAGUAAGUGAACUGGGGAAACAGCUGAUGUCACGCAACCCUGGGCUGGAAGAGGUGAAAGAACGACUGACACGGCUAGAUACGGAGUAUGCUGCGGUUCUGCGUGGCUUUGAUGAGAAGGGUGACUGGCUGCGCCAGUGUCUAGAGCUGCAGCUGCUCAACAAAGAAGCUGAUCACAUUGACACCACCACUUCAAGCCAUGAGGCCUUCCUGGAGUUCACUGAUCUUGGUGGUAACAUAGAUGAUGUAGAAGCUUUAAUGAAACGACAUGAAGAUUUUGAAAAUACUCUGUUUGCACAAGAUGAAAGGGUGAAAGCAUUUAAUGAAGCAGCUAACAAAUUGAUAGCUGCUGAUCACUAUGACAAAAAAUUUAUUAAUGAGCGCAGACAGCAAGUGUUGGCCCGCCGGCAAGCUCUCAAGGCAUUGGCUGCAGAUCGUCGUGCCGCCCUCACAGCAGCCAAGGGCUUCCAAGAGUUCUCAGCUGAUGUUGACGACCUAAAUACUUGGCUCCAUGAUAAGAUGAAGACAGCAGGAGAUGAGUCUUAUCGCGAUUUGACAAACAUUGAAAGAAAACUUCAAAAGCAUGAAGCGUUUGAGAGAGAGCUGAGGGCCAACGAAGGACAGCUUCGUACAGUCAACAAGAAUGGACAGGCGCUGGUGAGUGAAGGUAACUACCGGGCACCCGAGGUGACAGCAAUGCUGCAGCAGCUCAACACCCAGUGGGAGACGCUGGUACGACUGUCGUUGGAUAAGGGGCAACGUUUGCGGCAGGCUGCGGCACAGCAUGGCUACAAUCGUACUAUGGAGGAUGCUAAGGCUAAGUUGGAGGAGCUGCAGGACAGUCUACAGUCUCGCCAAGUUGGCUCAGACCUCCGCAACUGCAAGCAACUACUCAAAAAACAUCAGGUGAUAGAGACAGAAAUCAUUCAAUGGGAGCAGCGUAUUGGAGAUCUGGUAGCCCUGGGACAGGAGAUGGUUCAUGAAGGUCAUUUUGAUGCUGAUAACAUCUUGAAAGCUAGCAAAGAAUGUCAAGAAAAAUUCAGCUCAUUGCAAGAGCCAGCUCGUAAACGAAGAGAGGCAUUGGAAGAAUCUCUACGUUUUCACAAGUUUGGAUUCGAGUUGGAGGCUGAGCUAGGUUGGAUACGAGAACACUUACCGAUGGCAUCUUCAGAGACAUUGGGCCAGAAUCUGCAUCAGGCACAAUCUUUACACAAGAAACAUAAGAAGCUGGAGGCUGAAAUUCUUGGGCAUCAGCCAAUGAUUGACAAGACAUUAGCCUCUGGAGAGGCUCUUGUUCACCAGAGUCACCCGGAGACUAAACAGGUUGAAUCUUUGUGUAUUGGGCUACAAGAUGCUUGGCAAGACCUCAAGAUGAAGGCACAGGAAAGGAGUAAAAAACUGGAACUUUCACUAAAGGCCCAGCAGUUCUACUUUGAGGCUAGUGAAGUGGAAAGUUGGCUGUCUGAACGUAACAAUGUCUUGUCCUCUACUGACUAUGGAAGGGACAGAGAUGCAGCAUCUAAACUGCUCACUAAACACAAGGCACUAGAACUGGAACUGGACACGUACUCUGGGAUAGUGAACGAGAUGGGAAAUACGGCCAACAGUAUGAUCAACGCCAAACAUCCAGACUCCAAGGCCAUCGCUAGCAAGCAGCAGGCCAUCAGCCAGCAAAUGCGGAUGUUGCAGAAGCUUGCGAGUGCUCGGCAGCAGCGACUGGUGGAGAGUAUGUGUCGCCAUGAGUAUCUCACUGAGUCUGCUGAGUUGGAAAGCUGGAUCCGUGAGCAGAUGACAGCUGCUGCCUCUGAGGAUUAUGGUCAAGACUAUGAGCACUUAUUGAUUUUGCAGAAUAAGUUUGAUGAUCUUAAACACAGAGUGGAGGCGGGAGCUGAAAGGUUCAACCAGUGUGAGGAGCUUGCAAAGAAGCUCAUAUUGAAUGAAAGUCCUUAUAUAGCCGACAUUGAAAAACGGCAAGAUCAAUUGAGGGAGUCUUGGCAGCAGCUGCUGUUGGUACUGGACAACAGAGAGCAACGGCUUGCAGCGGCUGGGGAGAUACAUCGCUUUCACCGUGAUGUGGCCGAGGCUCUCUCUCGCAUACAUGACAAGGAUGCGGCAAUAUCUGAUGACCUGGGUCGGGAUCUCAACUCUGUUCUGGCACUCAUCCGCAAACAUGAGGGCUUUGAGAAUGAUCUUGUGGCUCUUGAAGCCCAGCUUCAGGUCCUGGUGGAGGACGCAGUGCGCCUACAAGCUCAGUAUCCUGGUACAAAUGCUGCUCAUAUCGGUCAGCAGCAGGAGGUGGUGGUAGCCAGCUGGUCGGCCCUCCAGGAACGUUCAGCCACAAGGCGCGAGAUGUUACAGGCUAGCUGUGACCUGCAACGCUUCCUUGCACAAGUGCGGGAUCUUAUGAAUUGGGCAAGUGGAUUGCGUGCGGCCAUGCUAACUGAAGAGAAGGUACGAGAUGCAGCCAGUGCUCAGAUCCUCAAAGCCGAACAUGAGGCAGUCAAGGCAGAGAUUGAGGCCAGGGAGGAGAGCUUCCGUCAAGUCAUGGAACUUGGGGAGGCUAUGGUGAACGGAGAUCAUUAUGCUUCUCAGGAAAUCCAAGAAAAGUUUAGCCAACUGCUGGAAGAACGUCAGAGAUUGCAUAGUUCCUGGCAGCACAAGAAAGUUCACCUAGAUCAGCUGAUAGACUUACACUUCUUCCUCCGAGAUGCUAAGCAGUUAGACACCCUCUGUGGCACACAAGAGGCAGCUCUGUCUGGAGUUGACUUUGGUGAAACUGUGGAUGAAGUUGAUGCUUAUGUGAAAAAACAUGAUGCUUUUGAGAAGUUACUGGGGACACAAGAGGAGAAGAUAGUGGCACUUCAAGAGCAUGGGGACAAGUUGCUGGCCCAGAAACAUUUCGAGAGUGACUUGAUUGGGCGCAGACUGGGAGAAGUGGUGCAACGCAGAGCUAAGGUUAAAGAGCUGUGUGUGCUGCGCAAACAGAGGCUGGAUGAUGCUCAGCUUUAUGCUCAGUUCGUGCGGGAUGUUGGGGAGGCUGAGUCAUGGAUCGGAGAAAAACAGAAGAAAUUGGAAGUGGAAGUGAACAAGGGAGAAGUUAGCAGUCUAGAGGAUAAGAUAAAGAAACUACAAAAACAUCAGGCAUUCCAAGCUGAACUGGCAGCAAACCAGCCUCGUAUAACUGCAAUCAAAGAUAAUGGUAAUGAAAUACUUGUGAGAUGUUUACUGGGGAAGAAGCAUAAGGCAUCUCGUGAGAUCCGCGCUCAAUUGGAACAUCUGCUGAGUGCGUGGCGCAGCCUGCUGCAGGAGAGCAACAACCGUGGUCGUGGCCUGGAAGAAGCUCAGGAUAUCCUGGAGUUCAACAACCAAGUUGAUAAAAUUGAAGCUUGGAUUAGAGAUAAGGAAAUGAUGGUACAAGCAGGAGAUAUGGGGCGGGACUACGAGCAUUGCCUGGCUCUCCAGCGCAAGCUUGACGAUGUGGACAGUGACAUGAGAGUGGACGAUGCCAGGAUCAAGAUGAUUAACGCCCUAGCAGACAAGUUAAUACGGCAGGGUCGCAGUGACACACGUUCAGUACAGCAGCGGCGAGAGCACUUCAAUCUCAAGUGGCGAGGACUACAGGGAGCACUAGGAGAGUACAGGGAACAUCUAGCGGGCGCCCUGGAGAUCCAUCUAUUCAACCGAGAUGUGGAUGACACGUCGCAGAGAGUGGCAGAGAAGGCAGUGGCGAUGACAACCGAGGAUACGGGUAGGGACUUGCAGGCAGUGCAACAUCUGCUGCGGAAACAAGAUGGUAUAGAGCGUGACAUGACAGCCAUAGAAGGGAAAAUUAAGGAACAUGAGGUGGAGUGUCGAAGGUUGGUCCAAAAGUACCCUGACAUGUCCACACCUAUUCGAAGCAAAUUGAAUGAACUACAAGACAACUGGCGACAACUUCAGACUCUGUGCAAGCACAGACGUACAACCCUGACCACUGGCUACACGACCCACAAGUUCCUGGCUGAUCUGCAUGAGCUAGACCUCUGGGUGGCUGACACCAUCAAGAAAAUGAACUCGUCUGAACUUCCAAACAACACUUCAGAAGCAAAAGCUUUAUUAGAACUUCAUAACGAAAGAAAGGUAUGUUUAAAGUACUGUAUUAUUCAAACCAAAUAACUAAAACUGGGGUAU